Molecule: messenger RNA, 327 nt
Organism: Impatiens glandulifera
Lineage: Eukaryota; Viridiplantae; Streptophyta; Magnoliopsida; Ericales; Balsaminaceae
Exons: 1
Coding region: 1-327 (108 amino acids)
Source: RefSeq, a predicted model, not a curated record
AUGGAAAUUGAAUCAGUAAAAUGUGAAUGCUGUGGGUUGAAAGAAGAGUGCAGUGAGGAGUAUAUUAUGCAGGUGAAGGGAGAUUUCAAUGGGAAAUGGCUAUGUGGGUUGUGUUCAGAAGCUGUUAGAGAUGAAUUAAUAGUUGGAAGAAGGAAAAGUAAUAUUAAGCAGUUUGAGAUGUACGAUGCAGUCAAGGCUCACAUGUCUUUCUGUGGAAAGUACAAAUCUAAUCCUGCCAUUAGAGUAGCUGAUGGGAUGAGGAAAAUGCUCAGGAGAAGCUCAGGAAUCCACAACAUGUCUAAAUAUUCCUCUUCUUCCAACAAGUAA